CCUCGUAGGACCACACACACACACCCCCUCUCUCCCUGAUUAUCAGGUUAUGCUCUCGUGUCGUUAUAUAUAUAUAUAUAUAUAUCGCUGUGCCUACACACGCACACACAAAUCCUCAUCUCUCUAGUCUCUCUCUGUCUCUCUGAGCAGGUGAGAGAGAGUAGGGAUUACUGUGGUUAAUUAAUAUAUAAUAUAAUGGGAUUUGAAAGAAUAGUGUGUGUUAUUAUGUUUCUGUGGUUAGUACUGUUAUGGCUUUCUUGUUGUGGCUCCUCGUCGUCGUCUCUGGAGGGAGAUAGAAUAGAGGAGUUGCCGGGGCAGCCGCGAGUGGGGUUCAGUCAGUUCUCCGGUUACGUGACGGUGAACCGCCGGCAUGGGCGAGUUUUGUUCUACUGGCUCACUCAGGCCACCUCUUCCCCUCACAGCAAGCCUCUUCUUCUCUGGCUCAACGGAGGGCCUGGUUGUUCAUCUAUAGCAUAUGGGGCAUCAGAGGAAAUUGGUCCAUUCCGGAUAAGCAAAACUGGUUCUUCUCUAUAUCUUAACAAAGAUGCAUGGAAUAGAGAAGCAAAUGUCCUCUUUCUUGAAUCUCCUGCUGGUGUUGGUUUCUCCUACACAAAUACAAGCUCGGACCUCAAGACUACUGGGGACGAAAGGACAGCUCAAGAUGCUCUGAUUUUUCUAAUUAGAUGGAGGUCAAGGUUUCCACACUAUAAAUACAGAGAGUUCUACAUCGCUGGAGAGAGCUAUGCAGGGCAUUACAUUCCCCAGUUGGCUAAGAAAAUCUAUGAUUAUAAUAAAGCAAAGCCCCAGAUCAUUAAUCUAAAAGGGUUCAUUGUAGGAAAUGCUUUGACUGAUGACUACUAUGAUGGGGUUGGAACUAUCACAUAUUGGUGGAGCCAUGCUUUGAUAUCUGAUCUCUCAUACCAAUCAAUCCUCAAAUACUGCAACUUCACAUCAGAAAAAGCUUCCAAAAAAUGUGACGAUGCAGUGAGUUAUGCGGUUAACCAUGAAUUUGGAAACAUUGAUACAUACAGUAUUUAUACCCCUCCAUGCCGAACAUGGCAUAACAAUACCUUAAGGUAUAUACGGUUCAAGAGUACAAUCUUACAUAGGAUUUCAGGGUAUGAUCCAUGUACGGAAGAUCAUGCAGAGAAAUAUUAUAACCGUCCUGAAGUGCAGAAAGCAAUGCAUGCGAAUGUGACAAACAUCCCUUACAAAUGGACUGCUUGCAGCAAGGUGCUCAUAGAAAACUGGAUGGAUUCUCCAGUUUCUGUAUUGCCAAUAUACAGAGAGUUGAUUGCGGCUGGUUUAAGAAUAUGGGUUUUCAGCGGGGACACAGAUUCAGUGGUUCCAGUAACAGCCACUAGGUUUUCCCUCAACCAUCUCAACCUCACCGUUAAAACUCGUUGGUAUCCAUGGUACUCAGGUGGACAGGUGGGCGGAUGGACAGAGGUGUAUGAAGGGCUAACCUUUGCCACUGUGAGAGAAGCUGGACAUGAAGUACCCUUAUUUCAGCCCAGGCGAGCACUCACACUCUUCAAAUCUUUCUUGGCAGGCAAGGAGCUACCAAGAUCUUAAAAGUUCAAAAUGUUACUAGUGAAAAAGUAAAUAUCAUCAGUUAUAGUACAAGCAAUUGCAUUUGGUCCCAUGCAAACAAUGGGUAGAGCAGCCUUAAUAAGAAAUUAGCAACAAUUCAUUCAAGCUGUAGUUUGUGGUUUGUAAACGCCAUUGAAUUCACUUAUUGCCCCCAAUAGUAAACGGGCAAGCUUCAUGUUCAGACAAGAAAUUCAUUGAAUGUUGAGAUAAUGUUUGUUCCCAAA
This is a messenger RNA of Prosopis cineraria, 1817 nucleotides long. RefSeq names its product serine carboxypeptidase 24-like. The record is from RefSeq and is a predicted model, not a curated record. Lineage: Eukaryota; Viridiplantae; Streptophyta; Magnoliopsida; Fabales; Fabaceae. Bases 196 to 1575 code for a protein of 459 amino acids. Gene Ontology annotation, biological process: proteolysis; brassinosteroid mediated signaling pathway. The transcript has 9 exons. Gene Ontology annotation, molecular function: serine-type carboxypeptidase activity.